This is a messenger RNA of Nicotiana tabacum (common tobacco), 1696 nucleotides long. The record is from RefSeq and is a predicted model, not a curated record. NCBI's taxonomy places the organism in Eukaryota, Viridiplantae, Streptophyta, Magnoliopsida, Solanales, Solanaceae.
AAAGUUUACGCUGUCGUGUAAUAAACAAAUUGGGGAUCCCUUCUUCCCUACUCGCUCCAAAUUUACUUGCUCUGCAACUCAGAAAAUUAGGGUUUCCAAUUCCCCAAUCCCAUCAAAAACCCUAAUAAUCGAUUUGAAACAAACUUCUCUUCAGAUCUCCAUAAUAUCCAAUUGUCAAUUCAUUGAUCUUCUUGUCAAUGAUCAAACCCUAUUCACUCGCUUGGGUUUAUCUUCCAAAGAUCCACUGACGAUUGAAUUGAAGAUCACACACAGAGGAUAUUAUAGUAGUAUAGGGAGUAAUGGAUAUGGAUGGAAGCAAGCGCAUUUUCCAACGGUUGGGUCCUCAUUCACAAGGAGGGGACAACAACAGUAACAAACAGCAAAAAGUUUGUUUCCAUUGGAGGGCAGGAAGGUGCAACAGAUUUCCAUGUCCUUUUUUACACAGAGAAUUACCGGCACCGCCACAUCAGCAGCAACAGCAGCAGCAUAAUGGGAUGCCGUCAUCUUCAUCGAAGCGGCCUCAUGCUUUCUCUUCGGAUUAUGAUAAUCGAGGCAGUGCAGGCGGAGGAGGAAUGCGUAGGAAUCCGAAUUUCAACAAUACAUGGGGGAGAACUGCUGCUGGUGGAGGUGCAGUUGUGAGGAAGAUGGAGAAAGUUUGUAAUUAUUGGGUAAAAGGGAACUGUACAUAUGGUAAUACUUGUAGGUUUUUGCAUUCUUGGACUACUGGCGAUUGCUUUACUUUGUUGACCCAACUCGAAGGCCACCAAAAGGUUGUUGCAGGGAUUGCUUUGCCAUCAGGCUCGGAUAAGCUUUAUUCAGGGAGUACGGACAAGACCGUAAGAGUGUGGGAUUGCCAGUCUGGACAGGAAAAUUGUCUUCGUCUNCUAGCUGGUACGGAGGAUGGGAUAUUAGCAUGGAAAUAUAAUGGGAGCACCAACUGUUUUGAACCAGCUGCACAAUUGAAAGAACACACCCAUCAUGUGGUAUCACUGGUUGUUGGAGCCAACAGACUAUAUUCUGGUUCCAUGGACAAUUCAAUAAGAGUAUGGAACCUUGAAACUAUGCAGUGUCUACAGAUCUUGACAGGUCAUACAAGUGUUGUUAUGUCUGUUCUAUGCUGGGAUCAGUUUCUUUUAUCAUGUUCAUUGGACCAAACAAUAAAGGUCUGGGCUGCUAACGAGAGUGGGAACUUGGAGGCUACGUAUACUCACCAAGAGGAAAAGGGUGUGCUAGCUCUCUGUGGCAUGCAUGAUUCAGAAGCAAAGCCUGUAUUGCUUUGCUCUUGCAAUGACAAAACAAUUCGCGUCUAUGAUUUGCCAUCCUUUUCCGAGAGGGGGAAAAUAUUCUCGAAGGAGGUCGUUCGUCGAAUCGAGAUCGGUCCUGGUGGUUUAUUUUUUACCGGUGAUGAAUCAGGUCAACUUAGAGUCUGGAAGUGGUUAACUGAAUCCAGCAGUACAGCUUGAGAGGAUUGCUGCAUUUACAGUGAUAAUAUCCUUGUUAUUGGUCAGCAGUUGUCUUGUUUUUCUUCUCCCAUUGAGAAAAUGUACCAAGCAAGGGAAUAUAUAAUAAGAUAAAGUAGUACGUACCAGUUUUGAUUUUUCAGAGGUAGGAUUCCGGGUCACGUCCUAUUAGCCUUGCUGUUUUUUGUUGCUUUAACUAUUGAGCUCUUGAUAGAAUCCAGACAUAUUUUUUCUUA